CUUUUUUCGUUUAUUGUCGGCAUUGUUUUCUUAAAAUAGGACGGAACAGUUCCAGAGGAAACAGUAAAAUUUGGUCAGGAAACAAUGUACCUUUGUACAUGGACACAAAGAAGACAGUAUGCGUCAUUUAAAGAACUUCUUGGGCCUGGAAUAAAUUUGCAUUUGAAGGAGAAUCCAUUAUUACGGGAUAUCUUCGAAUUAGGUCAACCUGUUAAAUUGGAUACCAAUGGAAAGGCGUCGAAGAAUCGGAGGAAAUUGUAUAACAAUGCAGCAUCAAAAGCAAGAACGAUUUCCCGUGGCAAACAUCGUGAUAAGAGAAGUUUUGUUCAUUAAGUUUUAGUAUUUAAUUAAUUAUAUUUGUAGGAAAUAUUUAGGUACUUUUUUUAGUUUAGUGAAACCUGAAAGAGAUGUAUAAAAAACGCAAUCUUCUCCUUGAACUUGUAAUUUUCGAAAGAUUUUUCCGGUCCAACUUUUAACUUGCAUAUUGCAUAAUGCAUAUUAUAUAGGCUAUACCUGAUUGUGUACAAUUAAAAUGUCCCAAUGGGGACACGGCACCCUAUGAUUUGUAUAUCCUACUUUAUCAUCAUUUAUACAGGGUGAGUAAAAAAAACCUGAUUAGUUCAAAACAAGUUCAAUU
Messenger RNA from Dendronephthya gigantea, 637 nucleotides. Its product is annotated as interferon-related developmental regulator 1-like. The record is from RefSeq and is a predicted model, not a curated record. NCBI's taxonomy places the organism in Eukaryota, Metazoa, Cnidaria, Anthozoa, Malacalcyonacea, Nephtheidae. The transcript is spliced from 3 exons. Bases 85 to 333 code for a protein of 82 amino acids.